UCCGAUUUCUUCCGCACUGGGAGAGGGAGUGAAGAUGGCGGCGGCCGAAUCUGAUCGUGAAGUACCUUCUGCUCUGUGUACUGAAUUCCUGAAUUUCUCUGUCAAAGACACAGCUUCGAAAUGGCUCCAGGUGACUGACCUGUACAAGGAGGUGUACCAUCACCUGGCCCGCUAUGUUCCAAAGAUCUACUGCCUGGGGCCCAACCUGAACCCCCAGAGUGAGGACUUGCUGGCCCAGAUGCUGCUGCAGGCCCCUCUGGAGUGGUACCUGUGUGGGGAGGACCCCUCCACGGGCCUGGCCAAGCUGGAGCAGAACAACCAGCCCUCACAGCUCUGCGGACACGUCUUCAAAGUGGGAGAGCCCACCUACUCGUGCAGGGAAUGUGCUGCAGACCCCACCUGUGUGCUGUGUAUGCAGUGUUUCCUGGGCAGUGUGCAUAAAGAGCAUCGCUACAGGAUGACGACCUCUGGGGGAGGGGGUUUCUGUGACUGUGGAGACACAGAGGCAUGGAAGAAGGGCCCUUACUGUCAGAAACACGAGCCCAACAUCAGUGACUCCUGUCAUGAGGAUCCCCUGGCCCACCUCUCAACAGACAUGAUUGCCCGCUGCUAUAAUGUCUUCUCCAUUGUGCUGAAAUACGCCGUGGACAUGCUCACCUGGGACAAGGAGGAUGAGCUGCCCCCGGGCCUGGAGCCGCCAGACCGAAGUGACACCUAUUACUGCAUGCUCUUCAAUGACGAGGUGCACACCUACGAGCAAGUCAUCUACACCCUCCAGAAGGCGGUCAACUGCACCCAGAAAGAAGCAGUCAGCUUCGCCACCACAGUGGACAGAGAUGGAAGGAAAUCGGUGCGCUUUGGCGACUUCGCUUUCUGUGAGCUGGCCAAGUCGGUCAUUGUGAGGAACACGAGUCGUCAGUCCAAGCCCUUGCGGGUCCAGGUAAUGCACUCCUCGGUGGUGGCUCAUCAGUGCUUCGCUCUCAAAGCCCUCCACUGGCUGGGCCACGUCAUAGGAUACUCAGAUGCUCUGAGGAGGAUCCUGUGUCAGGUGGGCCUAGAGAGGGGCCCAGAGGGUGAGAACUCCUCCCUGGUGGACACGCUCAUGCUCUGUGACUCCAAGAUGUGGAAAGGAGCCAGGAAUGUCUACCACCAGCUCUUUAUGAGCAGCCUUCUCAUGGACCUCAAAUACAAGAAGAUGUUUGCUAUCCAGUUCGCAAAAAAUUAUGAGCGCUUGCAGAGCGACUAUGUGAAAGAUGACCACGACAGGGAGUUCUCGGUCACUGACCUCUCGGUGCAAAUGUUCACAGUGCCCUCCCUGGCGCGGAUGCUGAUCACCGAGGAGAACCUGAUGACCACCAUAAUCAGGACCUUUGUGGACCACCUGCGCCACCGCGACUUGCAGGGCCGCUUUCAGUUUGAGCGCUACACCGCCCAGCAGGCUUUCAAGUUCCGCCGCGUCCAGAGCCUCAUCGGAGACCUCAAGUACGUCCUCAUCAGUCGGCCCACAGAGUGGAGUGACCAACUCAGGGAGAAGUUCCUGGAGGGUCUGGACACCUUCCUGGAGCUGCUCAAGUGCAUGCAGGGAAUGGACCCGGUUGUGAGGCAGGUGGGCCAGCACAUUGAGAUGGAGCCUGAGUGGGAGGCAGCCUUCACCCUGCAGAUGAAGCUCACACACAUCAUCUCCAUGAUACAGGAGUGGUGCGCUACAGAUGAGCGUGUGCUGAUUGAAGCCUAUAAGAAAUGCCUGACAGCCCUUACACACUGCCACAGUGGCUUCGCCGACGGGGAGCAGCCCAUCACACUGAGCAUGUGUGGACAUUCUGUGGACACCAUCCGCUACUGUGUGUCUCAGGAGAAAGUCAGCAUCCACCUGCCUGUGUCCCGCUUACUUGCAGGUCUCCACGUUCUCCUCAGUAAGAUGGAGGUGGCCUACAGAUUCCCUGAACAGCUUCCGCUGAGUGAGCUCAGCCCCCCCAUGCUAAUAGAACACCCCCUUCGCUGCCUGGUCCUCUGUGCCCAAGUGCACGCUGGGAUGUGGAGGAGAAACGGCUUCUCAUUGGUCAAUCAGGUCGUUCAUAGUGUACUCUGGUUGCAGAUCUACUACUACCACAAUGUCAAGUGCAGAGUGGAGAUGUUUGACAAGGACCUCAUUAUGCUGCAGGCCGGCGCUUCCAUGAUGGAUCCCAACCACUUCCUGAUGAUAGUCCUGAGCCGCUUCGAGCUCUACCACAUCUUCAGCUCCGCCGACUGCAGGAAGAGAUACAACCGGGAGACCGCCAACAAGGACGUGGUCCAGCAGAACAACACCCUAACGGAGGAGAUGCUGCACCUCGUCAUGAUGGUUGUGGGUGAGCGUUUUGAAGCUGGUAUCGGCCAGGUGGAAGGCUGUGACGAGAUCAAGCGGGAGAUCCUUCACCAGCUUUGUAUUAGACCCAUGGCCCACAGCGAGCUGGUCAAAGCCCUGCCUGAGAACGAGAACAAGGAGACUGGUAUGGAGAGAGUGAUCGACUGUGUUGCGUCGUUUAAGAAGCCUGGCGUGACAGGCAGAGGGCUGUAUGAGCUCAGGCCAGAGUGUGCCAAGCAGUUCAACCUCUACUUCCACCACUACUCCCGGGCCGACCAGUCCAAGGCAGAGGAAGCCCAGAGAAAGCUGAAGAGACAGAACGGAGAGGACACAGCCCUCCCUCCUCCGGUGCUGCCCCCGUUCUGCCCACUGUUUGCCAGCCUGGUGAACAUUCUGCAGUGUGACGUACUGCUGGGCAUGCUGGGAGCCGUGCUCCAGUGGGCCGUGGAGCCCAGCGCAGGACACUGGUCUGAGUCCAUGCUGCAGAGGGUGAGAGAGACCAGGACCACGCUGUGUGUGUGUGUUAGUGUCCUAUGUUUAUUCGCGGGACCAUUCGAGGUAUCGCUGUACAUAACCGUGUCUGUCCGUCUCCAGGUGCUCCACCUAAUAGGCAUGGCUUUACUGGAGGAACGGCAGCAGUUAGAGAACAGUAGUGAGGACAACGACGUCUACUUCAACUUCACCCUCAAAAUGUCCCGUCCAGGGGAAGCCCCCAGUAACACAGCCAGUGUCCUGGCCCUCCUGGAGAACCUACAGAAUGCCCCUCACCUGGAGGUCCACAAGGACAUGAUCCGUUGGCUCCUCAAGACGGUGGCCGGCAUUAAGACGCUGCGGGAGCGCAGCGCUUCCACUUCCACGGUGACCGCCAGCGGGAGCCGCGGUCAGGAAGAGACAGCGUGCGACAAGGACAAGGCGGAGAGGAAGAGGAAGGCGGAGAUGGCCCGCCUGCGCAGGGAGAAGGUCAUGGCCCAGAUGUCGGAGAUGCAGAGGCACUUUAUCAACGAGAACAAGGAGCUGUUCCAGCAGAGUCUAGAGGAGCUGGAUGCUUCCACCUCUACCUCACUGGAGCACAGCCCCACGUCGUCAGACGCAGCCCUGGCGUGUGUGGGCCCCAGGCGGUCACGUCCCAGGGAGAAGAGGCAGGUUGUUACGUGUAUCCUGUGCCAGGAGGAGCAGGAGAUCCGGGCUGACGGCAAGGCCAUGGUGCUGGCUGCCUUCGUCCAGCGCUCCACCGUCAUGUCCAAGAACCGCAAGAGACCACCGCACGACCCCAAGCGCUACGACCCUCUCUUCAUGCACCCUGACCUGUCGUUCGGCACGCACACAGGCAGCUGUGGCCACAUCAUGCACUCUCACUGUUGGCAGAGGUACUUCGAGGCGGUGCAGGCCAAGGAGCAGCGGCGUCAGCAGCGACUGCGUGUCCACACCAGCUACGAUGUGGGGAACGGGGAGUUCCUGUGUCCGCUGUGCGAGUGCCUCAGCAACACCGUCAUCCCCCUGCUCCCCCGAACUAAGGGCUCCAGCAGUUGUGAGCAGCCUGGACUGGGUCAGUGGCUGAAGACCAGCGGUCAGCAGAUAAAGGCCAUGCACUCUGCCCACAGGAAACUCCAGCCCGUCAGUACUGUUGAAGAGACAGUGGAAGAAGAGUGCCCUGCCCCUGAGGUUUUCACUGUGAACUACAUUCCCACGAAUCCCUACUCCAGCACCAUAAAAGAGAUGCUGACCACUUUUGGGACAGCGACCUACAAAGUUGGCCUUAAGGUGCACCCCAACGAGCAGGACCCUCGCGUCCCCAUCAUGUGCUGGGGCAGCUGUGCCUACACCAUCCAGUCCAUAGAGCGACUGUUGGUGGACGAGAAGAAGCCUUUAUUUGGAAGUUUACCUUGCAGACAGGACGACUGCCUGAGCUCCCUGGCCAGGUUCGGCUCAGCGUGUUGGACCGCGGCCUGUCAGCCCACCGUGCAAGGCCACUUCAUCCGACUGGUAGCAGCUUUGAUUCCAGACCCCCAGGUGGAGGCCUCUCCGUGUAUCCUGGACGUGGACAUGUUGCACCUGCUGGUAAGUGUGGUUCUGUCCUACGGGUCGGUCCACUCCCAGGACUCAUCAGGGCUGAGCAUGGACGCUGUCCAGCUGCACCUCUUCCAUCUCAUCACUGUGGCUCACAUGGUCCAAAUACUGCUCACUUCUGGCCCAGAGGAGGUGACCAUGGAGCAGGAGAGCGGCGAGGCGGAGCGGGGGGAGGAGGAAGGCGCCUGCCGUCUCUACAACACCCUCAGAACACACGUGGGCAGUUCCCUAUCUGAGGUGGGCUCUGGUUGGCACCUGUGGCGUUGUGUGAAGACUGGCAUCCUGCCCUACCUGAGAGGUGCGGCGCUGUUCUUCCACCACCUCAACGGAGUUCCUGCACCCCCAGAGCUGCAUGCUCUGUGUCCUGGUCAGUGGGAGGUGCUGUGCGGAUACCUCAGUCUGCCCUCCAACCUGCUGCAGCUCUUCCACAGUCAACAGGAGCUACUGGAGCCCUUACUGCAUGGGUGGUGCACUCACCCAGGUGUACAGCAGACCCUUCAGGGAGGUGGUGUUCUUGUGAGUUUCCCUCGGGAGUCCAACAGCCUGAUUGACCUCCCAGAUGACUACAGUGCCCUCAUAAACCAAGCCUCCAGCUUCACGUGCCCUAAGUCGGGUGGGGAUAAGUCCCGUGCGCCCACCCUGUGCCUGGUGUGUGGUUCCAUGCUGUGUUCUCAGAGCUACUGCUGCCAGACAGAGCUGGAGGGAGAGGACGUGGGAGCCUGCACUGCUCACACCUUCGCCUGUGGAGCCGGAGUAGGCAUCUUCCUCAGAGUGAGAGAGAGCCAGGUUCUGUUCCUGGCUGGUAAAACUAAGGGCUGUUUCUACGCUCCUCCAUACCUGGACGACUAUGGAGAGACGGACCAGGGCCUAAGGCGGGGGAACCCAUUGCACCUGUGCCACGAGCGCUACCGCAAGAUCCAGAAGCUGUGGCGCCAGCACAGCAUCACCGAGGAGAUAGGCCAUGCCCAGGAAGCCAACCAAACCCUGGUUGGCAUCGACUGGCAGCACCUGUGAUGUCUUAGGUCAUAUCUACCGGUGUCAGACACACCCCUUCUCCAAACCGAAGGGGGGGAGCACGGCACAUGGGGGUGCGGAAUGGUUGUCAAGGCAACACAGCCUCACCUCUUUUGCUCCUCCAUCCCGAUUGGAGAAGGGGUGAGUGUCGCCCCCCUCCCGUCUGAGAGUGGAUGAAUGCAUGUAGAUUUUUCUCCUUUUUGUUUUUGCUGUUUCUCCCUGGAAAGAAUGUUCCUCUAUUUUCUUUAAUUUAAUAUAAAAGAGUAUAUAUAUACACAUUGCUCUCAAGCAUAUAGCCGACGCAUCGGGCACCCAUGGACUGGCUCGGGUGUAACAUGAAUACUCAAGAGUAUAACUUAUUUUAUAGGAAUGUUAUUUAAUUUCUGCCUAUUCAAAUACCAUGAAAUUAUUUCUAAGGUAGAUGGCUGACGUAUUGGUUUAUUUACAGUUGGAUUUGCUUCGAUGCUAAACAUUUUGGACUAAGCACCAGGUUUUCCUUCUUGCUCUUGGUCAGCCAGUGACUGCUCAUUUCAGAGUUUGGGACACAAUCUCAUCAGAUAGGUGAGGUCAGAUUGUGCCCCUUACCAGUAUUGGGAUCCAUUCUAUUUAAAUUUCAACCUAAGAGCUGAAAAAUCCUUAUUGAAAAUAAAUGGUGCUUUUCAGCUUUCGAUUUGGAAUUUCAAUUAACGUCCUGAAAUGUAUUGACCCCCCCCAUUAGUUAUUCUCCAGUCUGAUGGACACCCAAAUACACAGUACUCAGAGAAUACAAGCCAAUGUAAGGAAGUGCGGUAACACACUGGUGUGAAUGUUUGUGUUUCUGUGUUUUACUCCUGAGUGCCCGUGUUCUGGUUUUUAAAUGUGUCCGGGUGUAUGUUGGAGUGUGUUAAGUCUUUUUGCAGGUUUUGAAUGUAUCCAGACUGUCAGUGCUUUUGUUUUUUAACACUAUUUAAAUGAACCCCUUAACCCACAGAUAUGAGCCUUUUAAGGCAAGGCUGUCCCUUCCUUUUUUGCUAAUGUGUGCGUGUGUGAUUGGUUGUAGUCAAUUUUAUCUGAUGUGCAUUGAUGGGUUUUGUUUUGGUAAUUGUUUUUGUAUUGUACCUUUUUUUAAAUGUUCAGAAGAAAAAAAUGUCUGUAUGAGAAGAGAAUGCAGAAACAUAUCCCUCGACUUGUUUUUUGAAUAUGGACCAGUUGGUUUGCCUGACCCGACCUGGAACAAAACUCCAUCUUAGUUAUCAUUUUUUUGGUCAGGUAAAAGUCUUAGCCCUCAUAAGGUUGCCUCUGGACUGUACCAUUUUUCCACAGCUACGGCUGGGUGGUCUGACGCAUUGGGUCAAAUAUCGUCCUUAAGGCUUUGAAACAGAAUAGAUUAGUCCAGGCUCGCAAGGCACUUUAGAGGAACACACACACACACACACACACACUGCUCUUUGAUGCAGGUUCUCUCUGAUGCUGGGACCUGAAGCUCUAUAUUCUUCAUCCCAUCACUCCGUUGGCAUGUUUUCCUGGUAACCACCCCCACCCCAUUCUUUGACACGCUCCCAAUAUCGAGGCUGUAUUAUUAUCGUGUCAGACUUGUUAAUAUGUGAAUUACUGUAUAAACGAGUACAUUGUACUAUAUUGUAAAAGAAUACCAAAAUAAAUCAAAAGGAA
Messenger RNA from Salvelinus namaycush (lake trout), 7075 nucleotides. Its product is annotated as E3 ubiquitin-protein ligase UBR2-like. Gene Ontology annotation, molecular function: zinc ion binding; ubiquitin protein ligase activity. Gene Ontology annotation, cellular component: cytoplasm; ubiquitin ligase complex. The record is from RefSeq and is a predicted model, not a curated record. Gene Ontology annotation, biological process: ubiquitin-dependent protein catabolic process via the N-end rule pathway. The transcript is spliced from 45 exons. Bases 35 to 5425 code for a protein of 1796 amino acids. Lineage: Eukaryota; Metazoa; Chordata; Actinopteri; Salmoniformes; Salmonidae.